AUGCAGGAGAUGCUGUCAGUAUCUUCUCCCAGUGUCUGGAGGCUACGAGGGCCUGUAUGGGAGAAUAUGUCUCGGACUUGGGGUCAUCCUGGACUCAUGCAACUGCUGUUUGGACAGGUAGAGGUUGUGGCCAGCCAAAUUUUGGCCCAGCUCUGGCUGGUGAAGCACUUGUGGAAACAUUUGGAGUGGGAGAAUCUUGCAGUGUUGACUUAUUCCUUUAUCAUCCCUUGCUUGGACUACUGCGAUUCUUUACAUGGGAGUGCCUGUGAAGACCACUCAGAAACUACAGUUGGUCCAUUUCCCUUUUUUUUAUUUGCUCCAGUGAUGAACGCAAGCACACAUCUCCCUUUCUUGUAUCGGAUGAUGCCAAGUGAUGUAGUUCAAUACUCAGGAAUUGUACAACUUCUUCGGCAUUUCCAGUGGACAUGGGUUGGGAUCAUUGCAACAGAUGAUGAUGAUGGAGAAAAAUUUGUUCAGACUUUAACUCCACUGCUUUCUCAGCAUGGCAUCUGCCCAGCCAUUAUUGCAAAUAUACCAACUUUAUCUCAUUAUUUAAACUACAUGGACUUAUUCAUGAAGAAAUCACCCAGAUCCAUUUUAUUAACCUCAUCUGAAGUUAAUGUAUUUAUUUUAUAUGCAGAGUCCAGGACUAUAACAUGUAUUAAAUGGUUGAUAUAUAUAGAUAAACUAAUAGAAGGCAAUGAAAAUAUAUCAGUAAAUAAAAUCUGGAUUAUGACAGCCCACUGGGAUUUCUCAUCAGACAUAUUGCAUAAGAAUUUUGAAAUCCAGUUCUUCCAUGGUGCCUUAUCUUUUGCAAUUCACUCAAAUGAAGUGCUGGGAUUCACACGUUUUCUGCAGGUUGUAGAUCCUCAAUCAGAUAACAAUGACCGAUUUAUUCAGGUUUUCUGGGAACAGGCAUUUGGCUGUUCACUUUCUGGUAAUACUGGAGAAGAAUGCACUGGGCAAGAGAAGCUGGGCCAUCUGCCAGGGGUUCUUUUUGAAAUGAGCAUGACUUCCCAGAGCUACAGAAUUUACAAUGCCAUUUAUGUCUUAGCACAUGCUUUGUAUAAGAUCUACAAACCCAGGCCAGAAACAAGAGACAGAGGUCAUCUGGCUCCUCUGAAUCUGCAACCUUGGCAGGUGCAACCCCUUUCUCUUUGCAAUGAGAACUGCCAUCCAGGUUACAGCAGAAGAAAGAAGGAAGGGAAGCCAUUUUGCUGCUAUGAUUGUGUUCCAUGUGCAGAUGGGAAGAUUUCAGAUCAGAUGGACAUAGAUGAUUGUUUCCAAUGCCCAGAAGAUCGCUAUCCAAACAAAAACCAAGAUCAGUGCCUUCCCAAGAGAAUUAAUUUCCUCUCUUUCAGUGAACCUUUGGGGAUCACAUUAAUCUUCUUGGCUCUGACUUUAUCUCUGAUCACUUUUUGGGUGCUUUGGAUAUUCACAUCACAUAGGAACACCCCCAUUGUUAAAGCCAACAAUCAGGAUCUAACCUACUAUCUGCUUAUAUCCCUCCUGCUGUGCUUCCACUCCUCCUUCCUGUUCAUUGGCAAGCCCCAGACCCUGACCUGCUAUUUACGACAAACCACUUUUUCCAUCAUUUUUUCAGUCGCUGUUUCUUGCAUAUUGGCCAAAACUGUCACUGUUCUUCUGGCUUUCAUGGCCACCAAGCCAGGAUCCAGACUGAGGAAAUGGGUAGGAAAAAGGCUGGCCAACUUUAUUCUUCUUGGCGGCUCCCUGAUUCAAGCCGGGAUUUGUGCUAUAUGGCUAUGGAUAUUUCCUCCUUUCCUAGAUUUUGACUUUCAUACUCUGGCUGAAGACAUUGUGGUGGAAUGUAAGGAAGGAUCGGACACCAUGUUUUAUUGUGUUCUGGGCUACUUGGGUUUUCUAGCCAUUGUUAGCUUUAUUGUGGCAUUUCUUGCCAAGAAACUGCCAGACAUUUUCAAUGAAGCCAAAUUUAUCACCUUCAGCAUGUUGGUAUUUUGCAGUGUGUGGUUCUCUUUUAUUCCAUCUUAUUUGAGCACAAAAGGAAAAUACAUGGUGGCUGUGGAGGUCUUCUCCAUCCUGGCUUCUAGUGCUGGAUUACUGGGCUGUAUUUUUUUCCCUAAGUGCUACAUAAUUCUAUUUCAGCCUAUGUUAAACAGCAAAGACCAGCUCACUAAAAGGAAAUAG
Messenger RNA from Python bivittatus (Burmese python), 2166 nucleotides. The record is from RefSeq and is a predicted model, not a curated record. NCBI's taxonomy places the organism in Eukaryota, Metazoa, Chordata, Lepidosauria, Squamata, Pythonidae.